This is a messenger RNA of Trichoplusia ni (cabbage looper), 510 nucleotides long. RefSeq names its product mitochondrial import inner membrane translocase subunit Tim13-like. The coding region runs from base 98 to 370 and encodes 90 amino acids. The record is from RefSeq and is a predicted model, not a curated record. NCBI's taxonomy places the organism in Eukaryota, Metazoa, Arthropoda, Insecta, Lepidoptera, Noctuidae. The transcript has a single exon.
UCGCUCGCUGACAGAUUGAAAUUUGAGGUUAUACUGUCAAUAUUACAAAAUUCUAUAAAUUGUAUCAUCCUAAAAUCUCAUAAAAGCUAAAAUAGCCAUGGAUACGUUAUCUACGGGAUCCCUCUCUGGGGCACAGAAAGAGGAGUUGAUGGACCAGGUUAAACAACAAAUUGCCAUAGCGAACGCUCAAGAGCUCCUGACGAAAAUGUCGGAAAAAUGUUUCAAAAAGUGUAUCAAUAAACCGGGUACAGCGUUAGACAAUUCUGAACAGAAAUGCAUAGCAAUGUGUAUGGAUAGGUAUAUGGAUGCAUGGAACCUGGUGUCGCGAACGUACAGCAGUCGUAUCCAGCGAGAGAGGAGCAACAUGUGAAAGCGAUCGUGGGGACCUAAGGGCUGCAUGCCAUCGCGUCACUGUAAAUAUAGACAACUUAGUAGUUACAAAAAGCAUUUCAAAUUGUGAGUUGCGGCUGCCAGUUAUGUUAAUGUGUUCAAUAAAAAUACUUUAGGUUG